Messenger RNA from Balaenoptera acutorostrata (minke whale), 7374 nucleotides. It is a transcript of the gene ADAMTSL3, whose product is annotated as ADAMTS like 3. The coding region runs from base 334 to 5397 and encodes 1687 amino acids. Gene Ontology annotation, biological process: extracellular matrix organization. Gene Ontology annotation, cellular component: extracellular matrix. The record is from RefSeq and is a predicted model, not a curated record. Gene Ontology annotation, molecular function: metalloendopeptidase activity. NCBI's taxonomy places the organism in Eukaryota, Metazoa, Chordata, Mammalia, Artiodactyla, Balaenopteridae. The transcript has 30 exons.
GUGCACUUGCCGGGCGGUGCAGGUGGCGGCGCGCGCCCUCCGCCUCUGGGCCCCCGCCAGCGCCUUGCUCCGCACGCCCGGAGGGGGCGGGAGAGGCGGGGCGGCCCCGUCCCAGCCCCAUUUAACUUCUCGGCGGCGGCGGCGACUGCGGCGCCGCGGGCUGGAGGCCAGCGUCGGGGAAGGUCCCGGUCCCGGAUUCCGCACGAGGUGUUGACUGGGCCGCUUCUGUCCGCCUCUCCUCCGCGCGCGCCGAGCCCGCGCGGCCCGGGCUGCACGUCCGAGACGCUUCUGCGGCGCCAGGCUGCAAGUGAGACCCCCAGGAGACUGGACCCCAUGGCUUCCUGGAAGAGCCCCUGGUGGCUGCUGACAUGGAUGGUCUUCAUGCACUCUGCCCUCCUGCAGGUAAUAGGGAGGGGAAGAGGAAUGACCACAGCAGAGAAGUCUCCUGGGGCCUAUUUCCUUCCUGAGUUUGCACUCUCCCCUCAGGGAAGUUUUCUGGAAGAUACAACAGGGGAGCAGUUCCUCACGUACCGCUAUGACGACCAGACUUCAAGAAACACUCGUUCGGAUGAAGACAAAGAUAGCAACUGGGAUGCUUGGGGUGACUGGAGUGACUGCUCCCGGACUUGUGGGGGAGGAGCGUCCUAUUCUCUGCGGAGAUGUUUGACUGGCAGGAAUUGUGAAGGGCAGAAUAUUCGAUACAAGACAUGCAGCAAUCAUGACUGCCCUCCGGAUGCGGAGGACUUCAGAGCCCAGCAGUGUUCAGCCUACAACGAUGUCCAGUAUCAGGGGCGUUAUUAUGAGUGGCUUCCAGAGUACAAUGAUCCUGCUGCCCCCUGUGCGCUCAAGUGUCACGCACAGGGACAGAACCUGGUAGUGGAGCUGGCACCCAAGGUCUUGGAUGGAACUCGUUGCAAUGCUGACUCCUUGGACAUGUGUAUCAGCGGCAUCUGCCAGGCAGUGGGCUGCGACCGGCAACUGGGGAGCAACGCCAAGGAAGACAACUGUGGCGUCUGUGCUGGUGACGGCGCCACCUGCAGGCUGGUGCGGGGACAAUCAAAGUCACAGGUUUCUCCUGAAAAAAGGGAAGAAAAUGUAAUUGCUGUUCCUUUGGGAAGUCGAAGUGUGAGAAUUACAGUGAAAGGACCUGCACAUCUCUUCAUUGAAUCAAAAACACUGCAAGGAAGCAAAGGAGAGCACAGCUUUAACAGCCCUGGAGCUUUUGUUGUAGAAAAUACAACAGUUGAAUUUCAGAGGGGCUCCGAGAGGCAAACCUUUAAGAUUCCAGGACCUCUGAUGGCUGAUUUCAUCUUCAAGACCAGGUACACUGCGGCCAAGGACAGCGUGGUCCAGUUCUUCUUUUACCAGCCAAUCAGUCAUCAGUGGAGACAAACUGACUUCUUUCCCUGCACUGUGACAUGUGGAGGAGGGUAUCAGCUCAAUUCUGCUGAAUGUGUGGAUAUCCGGUUGAAGAGGGUGGUUCCUGACCAUUAUUGCCAUUACUACCCUGAGAAUGUGAAACCAAAACCAAAACUGAAGGAAUGCAGCAUGGAUCCUUGCCCAUCAAGUGAUGGAUUUAAAGAGAUCAUGCCCUAUGACCACUUCCAACCUCUCCCUCGCUGGGAACAUAAUCCUUGGACUGCGUGUUCGGUGUCCUGUGGAGGUGGGAUUCAAAGGCGGAGCUUCGUGUGUGUGGAGGAGUCCAUGCAUGGAGAGAUACUGCAAGUGGAAGAAUGGAAGUGCAUGUAUGCACCUAAACCCAAGGUUAUGCAAACCUGCAAUCUGUUCGACUGUCCCAAGUGGAUUGCCAUGGAGUGGUCUCAGUGCACAGUGACUUGUGGCCGGGGGUUACGUUACCGGGUUGUUCUGUGUAUCAACCAUCGUGGACAGCACGUUGGUGGCUGUAAUCCACAACUGAAGUUACACAUCAAAGAAGAAUGUAUCAUUCCCAUCCCGUGUUACAAACCCAAAGAAAAAAGUCCAGUGGAAGCGAAAUUACCUUGGCUGAAACAAGCACAAGAACUAGAAGAGACCAGAAUAGCAACUGAAGAACCAACGUUCAUUCCGGAGCCCUGGUCCGCCUGCAGCACCACGUGUGGGCCAGGCGUUCAGGUGCGAGAGGUGAAGUGCCGCGUGCUCCUGACGUUCACGCAGACGGAGACUGAGCUACCCGAGGAAGAGUGUGAAGGCCCCCAGCCGCCCACUGAGCGGCCCUGCCACCUGGAACCCUGCGAUGAGAGCCCCAUCUCCCGUGAGCUGGCCGCCUCCCAGCAGGAGCAGGACAGUGAGAUGAUUUACGACUGGGAGUAUGCUGGGUUCACCCCUUGCACCGCCACGUGUUUGGGAGGCCAUCAAGAAGCCAUUGCAGUGUGCUUACACAUCCAGACCCAGCAGACGGUCAACGACUCCUUGUGUGAUAUGGUCCACCGUCCUCCAGCAAUGAGCCAGGCUUGUAACACGGAACCCUGCCCGCCCAGGUGGCACACGGGCUCUUGGGGACCCUGCUCAGCUACCUGUGGUGUUGGAAUCCAGACCCGAGAAGUGUACUGCCUGCACCCUGGGGAAUCCCCCUCCCCUCCUGAGGAAUGCCAAGAUGAGAAGCCCCAUGCCUUACAAGCAUGCAAUCAGUUUGAUUGCCCUCCUAGCUGGCAUAUUGAAGAAUGGCAGCAGUGUUCCAGGACUUGUGGUGGGGGAACUCAGAAUCGCAGGGUCACCUGUCAGCAGCUGUUAACGGAUGGCAGCUUUCUGAGUCUCUCAGAUGAAUUGUGUCAAGGGCCCAAGGCAUCUUCUCAUAAGUCCUGUGCCAGAACAGACUGUCCUCCGUAUCUAACUGUGGGAGACUGGUCAAAGUGUUCUGUCAGUUGUGGUGUUGGAACCCAGCGGAGACAGCAGGUAUGCCAAAGGCUGACGGCCAAAGGCCGGCGUGUCCCCCUCAGUGAGACCGUGUGCAGGCAUCUUCCUGGGCCCCCUCUUGUGAGAUCUUGCCGAAUGCCUGUGUGCAGGAAAAUGCAACCAGAGAUGAAGACCAACCUUGGCAAGCAGGGUCCUCAGAUCCUUGGUGUCCAGAGAGUCUACAUUCAGACAAGGGAAGAGAAGCGCCUUAACCUGACCGUCGGGAGCAGAGCCUAUUUGCUGCCCAACACAUCUGUGAUUAUUAAAUGCCCAGUGCGACGAUUCCAGAAAUCUCUGAUCCAGUGGGAGAAGGAUGGCCGUUGUCUGCAGAACUCCAAACGACUCGGCAUCACCAAGUCAGGCUCACUAAAAAUCCACAGCCUUGCAGCCCCCGACAUCGGCAUGUACCGGUGCAUUGCAGGCUCUGCCCAAGAGACAGUGGUGCUCAAGCUCAUUGGCACUGACAACCGGCUCAUUGCACCCCCAGCCCUCAGAGGGCACACAGGGGAAUAUCCUGGGAUGGACCACAACGAAGCCAAUAAUUUGGGAGCCACAUGGCAUAAGAUGAGGCAGAAGUGGAGUAACAAAAAUGAGCUUUAUUUGGACGAUGGCCAAAUCCAUCACCAGCCUCUCUUAAGAGCUCUGUUGGGUCACUGCAGCCAUUCUGCAGGAAACGCCAACUCCUGGGAGUUUGAGAAAAAGCAGUUUGAAUCCGCAGUUAAACAGGGAGCCUACAGCAUGGAUACCGCCCAGUUUGAUGAACUGAUAAGGAACAUGAGUCAGCUCAUGGAGACCGGAGAGGUCAGUGAUGACCUUGCGUCCCAGGUGAUACAUCAGCUGGUGGCCGAAUUAGCGAAGGCGCAGUCCGCACACGUGCAGUGGACCGGCAUCCUGGGAGAGGCGCCUCCUGCGGCUCACCUACGGGGGGAAACGGGAAGUGUGCCCCAGAGCUCAAAUUCGAAAAACUCAGGCAAGCUGACAUUCAAGCCAAAGGGACCUGUUCUCUUGAGGCAAAGCCAGCCCACCUCAAUUUCUUUUAAUAAAACAGUAAAUUCAAGGAUUGGAAAUACAGUCUACAUUACAAGAAGGACGGAGGUCAUCAAUAUACUGUGUGAGCUUGUUACCCCCGGUGAGGCCACAUAUACAUGGACCAAGGAUGGAGCAUUGUUACGACCCUCCAAAAAAGUCAUUCUGGAUGGAAUGGGGAAAAUACAGAUACAGAAACCUACAAAGAAAGAACAAGGAAUAUAUGGAUGUUCUGUUGCUAAUCAUCUCGGUUCGGAUGUGGAAAGUUCUUCUGUGCUGUAUGCAGAGGCACCUGUUAUCUUGUCUAUUGGAAGAAAUAUCACCAGACCGGAGCACAGCCAUCUCUCCGUCGUGAUUGGAGACAUCGUGGAAGCACCCCAGCGAGCAAACGUGACCAUCCAAUGUCCUGUAAAAGGUGUCCCUCAACCUAAUAUAACUUGGUUGAAGAAAGGAGGAUCUCUGAGUGACAAUAUUUCCUUGCUUUUCAAUGGAUCCCUGUUGUUGCAGAAUGUUUCCCUUGAAAGUGAAGGAACCUACGUCUGUACAGCCACCAAUGCUCUUGGAAAGGCGAUGGCAUCAUCCAUCCUCCACUUCCUGGAGACUUUCUGGGAGCUUGGUAGCUGGACACAGUGUUCUGCCACUUGCGGCCACUUGGGAGCCCGAGUUCAGAGACCCCAGUGUGUAAUGGCCAACGGGCAGGAAGUGAGUGAGGCCUUCUGUGAGCAUCUCCAGAAGCCGCUGGCUGGGUUCCAGCCCUGUAACAUCUGGGACUGCCCCUCGAGGUGGUUCACGGGCACGUGGUCAGAGUGCUCUGUGUCUUGCGGUGAAGGAUUCCGCAGUCGGCAAGUGACCUGUAAGCGCACGAGAGCUAAUGGAACUGUGCAGGUGAUGCCUCCGAGAGCAUGUGCCCCCAGAGAGAGGCCUCUGGGAAGAAGACUCUGCUCCAGUCACCCGUGUGUUCAAGGGCUUAUUGAACCAGGGAACCAGUGUCCUGGACGUUGCCUGGGUCGCGCUGUGAGGAUGCAGCAGCAGCAUCAUAUAAUUUGUCAACACCCCAACCGUUCUGAGUCCGGCUGUGAUGACAGGAGAUUAUUUGGACGUUCAACAUAUAGAGACACCCCAAAGAGAAAGGAAAAAGUAGCAUUGAGAAUAGACAGACCCACCUUUUGGAGGAACUGCUCGUCGGGGGCUCGUGACGCAUGUUGGCACGCAGGCCCUUGGAGGCCCUGUACGUCAGCCUGUGGUCAGGGCUUCCAGUCUCGGAAGGUGGACUGUGUCCACACAAGGAGCUGCAAGACGGUGGCUGAGAGACGCUGCGAGCCAGGGAAGAAACCCUCUUCCUGGCGGCACUGCCUGGGGCCUUCCUGUGAUAGAGGCUGCACAGACACAACUCACUACUGUACGUUUGUAAAGCAUCUUAAUUUGUGUUCGCUAGACAUCUACAAACAAAGGUGCUGUCAGUCGUGUCAAGAAGGAUAAAACUUUGCAGGGGGGUCCUAAUGCUGCUGUGAAGAUGAAACAAAAUGUAAAAGCUCUCUUCCCCAUGUAGCUGGCACAAAAACAUGUAUUUCUUUACAAAAAAACCCUCUAGAUUCUACAAUCAGACAGAAGUCGAUGCAAAAUCACCACUGUUAAAAUUUGGGACUGUCAUUUCCCCAUGGCCGGUUUUUAAUUCCAACUCUUUUAAAUGAUAUGUUCCAGGACUAACAUAAAAUACCGUAGCAGGUACACCAUUGCACUUGGGACCUCGUCGUGUCCUUCUAAUCAGGAAAUCACCAAGAUCACCUGUGCAUUGUCAGGAGCUGCCUCUUCCUGUGAUUUAUAGACUAGUACAGAGUAGGACAUCCUGAAGGCUUGAGAAACACGGCAACUGAUGACUUCUCUGUUUUAGGGUUGCAACAGAUUUAUAAGGCAUUUACAUUUUAGAAGCUCUGGCCGAUAGUUGUUAAGAUGUUGGCUCUAAUGGCAUUUUUAUGGACCCUUACGUUUAGUCUGUGAAAAGGAGACAAUCACUGUGGACAGGCUUGUGACUCUUGACUGAUCCAGGCAUCCUUGGGGAAUGGCAUCUUAUCCUUGCUCUUAGAGAACUUAGGGAAGAAAACACAGAGUAAACAUUGCUGCCAUUUUCACAACUAUGGAAAUCGAUCUGUGACCAAAUGAGGCAUCUUGGAAAUUAAAGGAGAGGGAAAGUAACCUCUUCUACUGAUUUUGAAGUAUAUUCAAAGCGUUCUUUUAAGAGCUGUGAAUGAGACUUUUCUCAGCACUAUUCUCUUGCACAAAAACAGAAAAACCAAAGCCUUGUUAGACCUAAUUUAUGCAUAAGAUAGUAUUCCUAAGGAUUUUUAUUUUGGAAAAAUUAUGAGAAAGUAAUCUAACUAUGAAACAUGAUAGCUGAAAAGAGCUGUUUAUAGUAAAUAAUUGUUUUAAUUUGAACUGAUUUUUCAGUAAAUCCAAAGUGAAUUAGGGUUAGGCUGGAAGGUACAGUUAGGAUGAGGGGUUAGAGUUAGGAUUUGGUGAAUAAGUUUAGGGUUCAGUUUAGUUUUAGCCUUGGGUUAGGUGAGAAAAAUGGAGGUUAAGUUAGGGUUAAGGCUAGAGUUGGCUUUAUGGAUUAGGGUUAGGUCAGAGUUGGUUUGGGUUUGGAUCGUGCCAAUGCUGGCAUUAGUGAUGGCGUCCGGGUGGAGGUAAAGUUUGGAUAAGUUGUUGCUGCUGAAGGAGUUGGGAAGUAGUAUUUAAUUGUAAGUUCUAAAGCUGAUUUGGUUAGGGGGCUCUUACCUUACAUUCUACCAGUUAUGGCUUUGGAUGGCACACAACCCCAAAUAAGUGGUCAUACUUCUUUAUUCGGGGUCCCAGCUGCCUGUGCGCAUGUUGCCUAUAGCCUGUCGGCAGCAAAGUUACCUGAAGCAGGUGUGCUGGCCCUAGUCCCUGGUCACUCGUAAGUGAGCAGUGCGUUCUGGCUUUGGAUUUGUCUGUGGACAAGCUUGCUGAGUCUCUCUGCCAUCUACUGAGCACCAGGUCUCUUGUUCUAACUGCAGCCUCACUGACACUGGGAUGAGCACUACUGUACGUGGAGGGUUUGGUGGUUGGGAACGGGUGCGGGGAUGUGACGAGGACACACCAGCCUGUGAGUUGUUCAUCAUCAAUCACACUUGAUUGUUGAAGGCUUUUUAAAUUAAAGAGAGAUCAUUUGUACAAUACUCUUUGUAUAUAUUUAUUAUAUGACUUAAAGGUGCAAUAUUUUAUUUUGUACAGUAUGUAAUAAAGACAGGGGACAUGUAUUUUUCUUAUUAACAAAAUUUCUUAUUAAACUGCUUCACUUUGUAUUUAAAGUUGCUAUUUUUCAUUUGCUGUUGUACCUUUUGUCUUGUUAUCAUUCAAAUGACCUUCCUGUGUACUGUAUUUUACUACUGUUUCUAUCACCUAAGAGUUAAUAUUUCUCUUUCACGAUCCUGACUAGGA